AUGGUUCAAGAUGCAUUUCCAUCUCAAUAUAAUGAUCAGGUUACAGAAGAUCCGAUGAAUGAGGCAUCGAAAAAGUUUUUCGAUCUAUUAGAGGCUGCAAACCAACCUAUUUAUGAUGGUUGUAAAGAAGGGCUUUCUCAACUAUCGGCUUCUGCUAGAUUGAUGGGGAUGAAGACGAGUUAUAAUCUUACAGAGAACUGCAUGAAUGAAGUUUGUCAGAUGCUGAAUGAUUAUCUUCCCCAAGAUGGGUUUGCACCGUAUGGUCAAUCGGGCAAACAAUAUUCGCUGUGGCCUAUUGUUAUGUCUCCUUAUAACUUACCUCCAGAUAUGUGUCUGAAAAAAGAGUUCUUGUUCUUGACGGUUUUGAUUCCGGGACCGGAGCAUCCGAAGAAAAGUUUUGACAUUUUUCUUCAGCCUUUGAUCGAAGAAUUACUUGAGUUGUGGCAUUGUGGAAUUGAUGCAUACGAUGCCUCACAGAAAGAGAAUUUCAGGUUGAAGGCUAUUUUGAUGUGGACUAUAAGCGAUUUUCCGGCUUAUGGAAUGUUAUCGGGAUGGAGUACUCAUGGAAGACUGGCAUGUCCGUAUUGUAUGGACGAUAUACAAUCAUUUCAGUUGAGACAUGGAAGGAAAUCAUGUUGGUUUGACUGUCAUCGCAGGUUUCUAUCGCUAAAUCAUCCAUGGAGAUGGAACAAAAUAAAUUUCAGGAAGAAUAAGAUUGUGACAGAUUCACCUCCUCUUCUUUUGACGGGCGAAGAGAUAUUGUGGGAGCGGAUUGAAAGCAUUCAUGGUUUGGAUAAAACCAUUGAUUGUGGUGGAAAUGGUCAUCGCAAACCAUGUGAAUAUGGAGAAACACAUAAUUGGUACAAAAGAAGCAUAUUCUGGGAUUUGCCUUAUUGGAGGACUCACAAGCUUCGACAUAAUCUGGAUGUUAUGCAUAUUGAGAAGAAUUUCUUUGAUAACGUGAUCAACACGAUCAUGAAUGUCAAAGGUAAGUCGAAGGAUAACGUAAAAUCAAGGAUGGACAUCAAAGAAAUAUGCAACCGAAAAGAGUUAGAGUUGAGCAAUGAUGGAAAAGCCACAAUUUCGAUAUUUAGACUGUCCAAAAGUGCUAAUAUCGCACUGUUGAAAUGGUUGAAGGAAGAUGUUCAAUUCUCGGAUGGUUAUGCAUCUAACAUCGGGCGAUGUGCUGAUAUUGAUGGUGUGAAGUUAAAUGGAAUGAAGAGUCAUGAUUGUCAUGUCUUCAUGAAACGACUUCUUCCAGUUGCUCUUGUUGAACUAGUCCCGCGCAAUGUCUACGAACCUUUAUGCGGUAUCAGCACAUUUUUCAGAGAUAUAUGUUCAAGAAAUCUUAAUGUUGGUGAUGUUCAGCGUAUGAAAGAAAACAUACCGCUAAUCUUAAAGGUGAAAAACAAGAACAAACCGGAAGGGGCAUGUGCAUACAUCGGGAGCUAA
This is a messenger RNA of Tarenaya hassleriana, 1452 nucleotides long. RefSeq lists its product as uncharacterized. Lineage: Eukaryota; Viridiplantae; Streptophyta; Magnoliopsida; Brassicales; Cleomaceae. Bases 1 to 1452 code for a protein of 483 amino acids. The record is from RefSeq and is a predicted model, not a curated record. The transcript is spliced from 4 exons.